UGAAGACCCAUUGGGAGAAGUUUCAGCCUAGUUUCAUUUCCCUUGCUUCUUGUUUGUCAGUUGUCCAAUGAGAACAAUUCUAGGGAGUUCCAGUGUAACUGUCCUGUUUUUCCAGUUGUUCAUUUCCCCAGGUGUUCUCUCACCUGGCACCAGAUGUGGACAGGUGCAGACCCUUUUCAGAAAGCCUGGCAUUUUAGGCAAAGGGAGAUGAUUCUCGCCUGACCAGCACCCACAUUGGAGCCUUGACCAGCAAUGAAAACAGCGUACAGGAGCCCUGGUGGCACAGUGGCAUAUUGGUAAAAGCACUCUCUGCCAACCAGAAGGUCAGCUAUUUGAGUCUACCAGCUGCUCCAUGAGAGAAAGAUGUGGCAGUGUGCUUCUGUAAAGAUAUACAGCCUUGGAAACCAUGGGGGGGGGGGUGGUUCUGCCCUGUUCUGUAGGGUCACUAUGAGUUGGAACCUACUCGACAGCAGUGGUUGUGGGUGAGAGACAACGUUCAGGUUUUCCUCUUCCGGGAGAGUGUUUUCUUUCCUCUGGAAAUAGCCCUCGUCUUCUGGUAUUAUUGAACAAAGCAAAGAGGAGACAGAUGAAAAAUUCAUUUGAGGUACAGGUAGUCUUCCCAACAACCUCUUACGAGAAGCCUUAACCUGAAUAUUAAGUUAUUCAGAGAGACUUGACAGGCAAGAGUUGUCAAUGUGGUUCCAAGUCAUUAGAAUAGUUUUGAUAGUAUGAGAGGGAGAGGUUUUGUAAUAAUUUUUACUUUGGAGUAAUUUCUUUAGGAAUAAUCACCUGGGAGUAGUGAAAAGCUGGUCCCAGUUUCUCCCUCAGACUCAAUCAACCAGUCUCUGGGGCCAGAACCCAGGAAUUGGUGCUUUCCAGAAGCUGUCAGGUGGUUCGAUGAUCAGCCUGGGGCGGAAGCUCCCGAAAGCUCCCUCAUAGUUGUGCUUUGUUUACACUAAACAAUUUUAUUCCUUCAAAUAUUGGGGUAGUCAGAGUGGGUGAUGCUUUUAUGCUUCCUUUUUGUAAAAAAAGAAAGCAUUUCAUAACAGUCCACAAAGAGGAAGAUGUUUUUUCUUUGAGCUUAAAUCCGGGUUUUCAGCUGGUGUCAUUUAGAAGUACACUACACAUUAAUAACUUGCUUUUUGGCAGUUUAAACAGAAAGUGAUCCUAUGAUACAUCGUAGGGAGAUUUUCUAAUCAUGAAUAAGCUCAGAAAGAACGGGAAAAUGAACGCAUGUGGUGGUUCCCUCACAAUCGUGCCCUUCUUGCAUCCCUACUGCAUUGUAGAAUUCUGUGCUUGCCGCUGACAACACACUUUCCAAUUUCUUUAGCACAGCGGCAAGUCUUUGUUUUGUAUUGUACAUACAGAGCAGUUGCCUAUUUUGACCUUUCAUCUUUCUUCCCUCUCCAGCUAAAACAUUCUUUUCAUGAAGGGUGGCUUGCCACCUUUGAGAACCUGCCAACUUUGGUUCGUGUGGUAAUUUGGGCAGACACAUUGCCAGUGAGCCAACUGGGGCAUUUUUGUCUGACCCUUUCCUGUUUCUCCAGCACAUUAAAAAAAAACAUUAAUUUUAAUUGGGGUUAGGCACUGUCUUAGUCAUCUAGUGCUGCUGUAACAGAAAUACUACAAGUGAAGGCUUCAGCAAACAAGUUUAUUCUCAGUCCAGUAGGCUAGAAGUCUGAAUUCAGGGCACCAGCUCCAGGGGAAGGCUUACUUUCCCUGUUGGCUCUGGGGGAAGUCCUUGUCAUUGGUCUUCCCCAGUUGAGGAGCUUUUCAGCACAGGGACCCCAGGUCCAAAGGACACGCUGUUCUCCUGGCUCUUGUUUCUUGGUGGUAUUAGGUCCACAUGUCUCUCUGUUUGCUUCUCUCUUUUACAUCUCAAAAGAUUGGCUCAAGACACAAUCCAGUCUUGUAGAUUGAGUCCUACCUCAUUAACACAGCUGCUACUAAUCCCAUUUUAUCAAUAUCAUAGAGAUAGGAUUUACAGCAAUAGGAAAAUCACAUCAGAUGACAAAUGAUGGACAAUCACACAAUACUGGGAAUCGUGGACUAGCCAAGUUGACAGAUAUUUUGGGGGGACACAGGUCAAUCCAUUACAGGCAUUAAUUAUCUAAUAUCUCAUUUUGCCUUUUGCAGGUACAGGAUUAUCAUGGGCAUAAAGUUUGUGACCCUUACGCUUGGCUUGAAGACCCAGACAGUGAACAGACGAAGAUGAAGAAAUUGAGGCACUGAGUGAUUAAGCAACUUGACCAAGCCCACUCAGCUAGUAGCUUUCGUGGAGGCCCAGAACAAGAUCACUGUGCCGUUUCUUGAGCAGUGCCCUAUUAGAGGUUUAUAUAAAGAGAGAAUGACAGAACUGUAUGACUAUCCCAAGUAUAGCUGCCACUUCAAGAAAGGAAAACGGUAUUUUUAUUUCUACAAUACAGGUUUGCAGAACCAACGAGUAUUAUAUGUCCAGGAUUCCUUAGAGAGUGAGGCCAGAGUGUUCCUUGAUCCCAACAUCCUCUCUGAUGAUGGCACGGUGGCGCUCCGAGGCUAUGCAUUCAGUGAGGAUGGUGAAUAUUUUGCCUAUGGUCUGAGUGCCAGUGGCUCAGACUGGGUGACAAUCAAGUUCUUGAAAGUCGAUGGUGCCAAAGAGCUUCCAGAUGUCCUUGAAAGGGUCAAGUUCAGCUGUAUGGCAUGGACCCAUGAUGGGAAAGGAAUGUUCUACAACUCAUACCCUCAGCAGGAUGGAAAAAGUGAUGGCACGGAGACAUCCACCAAUCUCCACCAAAAGCUCUUCUACCAUGUCUUGGGGACUGAUCAGUCAGGGGAUAUUUUGUGUGCUGAGUUCCCUGAUGAGCCCAAAUGGAUGGGUGGAGCUGAGUUGUCUGAUGAUGGUCGCUAUGUCUUGUUAUCAAUCAGGGAGGGCUGUGAUCCAGUAAACCGGCUCUGGUACUGUGACCUACAGCAGGAAUCACAUGGCGUCACUGGAAUUCUGAAGUGGGUAAAGCUGAUAGACAACUUUGAGGGAGAAUAUGACUAUGUAACCAACGAGGGGACCGUGUUCACGUUCAAGACAAAUCGCCAUUCUCCCAACUACCGCCUGAUCAACAUAGACUUCAUGGAUCCUGACGAGUCUAAGUGGAAAGUGCUUGUUCCUGAGCACGAGAAGGAUGUCCUAGAAUGGGUAGCUUGCGUCAGGUCCAACUUUUUGGUCUUAUGCUACCUCCACGACGUGAAGAACAUUCUGCAGCUUCACGACCUAGCCACUGGUGCCCUCCUCAAGACCUUUCCACUCGAGGUCGGAAGCAUUGUGGGAUACAGUGGUCAGAAGAAGGACACUGAAAUCUUCUAUCAGUUUACUUCCUUUUUAUCUCCAGGUAUUAUUUAUCACUGUGAUCUUACCAAAGAGGAACUGGAGCCAAGAGUUUUCCGAGAGGUGACUGUGAAGGGAAUUGAUGCUUCCGAUUACCAGACAGUCCAGAUUUUCUACCCUAGCAAGGAUGGUACAAAGAUUCCAAUGUUCAUCGUACAUAAAAAAGGCAUAAAAUUGGAUGGCUCGCAUCCUGCUUUCUUAUAUGGCUAUGGCGGCUUUAACAUCUCUAUUACACCCAACUACAGUGUGUCCAGGCUUAUUUUUGUGAGGCAUAUGGGCGGCAUCCUUGCAGUGGCCAAUAUCAGAGGAGGUGGCGAAUAUGGAGAGACGUGGCAUAAAGGUGGUAUCUUGGCCAACAAACAAAACUGCUUUGAUGAUUUUCAGUCUGCAGCCGAAUACCUUAUAAAGGAAGGUUACACAUCUCCCAAGAGGCUGACUAUUAAUGGAGGUUCAAACGGAGGCCUGUUAGUAGCUGCAUGUGCAAAUCAGCGUCCUGACCUCUUUGGUUGUGUUAUUGCCCAAGUGGGAGUAAUGGACAUGCUGAAGUUCCAUAAGUAUACCAUCGGCCAUGCCUGGACCACUGAUUAUGGAUGCUCGGACAGUAAACAACAGUUUGAAUGGCUUAUCAAAUAUUCUCCAUUGCACAACAUCAAGUUACCAGAGACAGACGAUGUCCAGUACCCAUCCAUACUUCUCCUUACGGCUGACCAUGAUGACCGUGUGGUCCCGCUUCACUCCCUAAAGUUCAUUGCCACUCUACAGUACAUCGUGGGCCGCAGCCGUAAUCAAAUCAACCCCCUGCUUAUCCACGUGGACACCAAGGCAGGCCACGGGGCAGGGAAGCCUACUGCCAAAGUCAUAGAAGAAGUCUCAGAUAUGUUUGCAUUUAUAGCACGGUGCCUGAACAUUGACUGGAUUCAGUAAAUAGAAUUCUCUGCUUCCUCUUGACAGCCACAGAAAACCUCAAGGGCUUUCACAUCGUUGAAACCGAGAAACCACUGGGUAUGAUGCACACCCACAUAAACGCUAUUCCUGCACUCACAGGCUACAGUUGAACAGAACUUCUGUGGGAAUUUUAUCUUUUUUAGGCUUCUCCUUUUUAGCAAGCCCUUGGAGUUUCUUUUUCAACCCUAUCCAGGCACAUGUUUUAAAAAAAAAUUUUUUAAAACGCAUGUUUGGAUAAAUAGCUAAGUGGCAGCCAACACAUUGUGAAUACUAGAUCGCUGAAUUAAGAGUCAUAGUCGGGAUAUUCAUAUAUAACACCUCAGUGGAAUUUGCUUCUAUAAUCAUAACCAAUAUAUCUUUCAAUAAAUGUGAGAACUGUCUUCAUAAAGAAGACUUCUUUGCAACAAUAAUAAAUGUUAUUUAAGAAUGAGAGGCUUCCUUUCUGGUUCCUUUGCAUUGAGGGGCAGCUGCAGGAGUAGUCUCAUCCUGAACCAUGUUGCUUUUCUGCAGAAAUAAAGCAUUCUGUCACUUUGCAAUAUUUCCCAAGCAAUAAAGUCUUAGAAUGUUAGCACUGGAAAGAAGUUGAGCUCACCCAUUCCAGCUCUUUUGUUUAUGGGUGAUAAAGCUGCUAGAGGUGACUCCCUGUCCUCUGUGUUAACACCUCAGUCAGCUGAUGAUGUAUCUGAUCAGGGCCCUUCCAUUUGUACACCUUCUUGUAAAAUGCAGUGAAACUAGACUGGGAAAGUCAAGUUAUUCACCUGCCUUGUCUUUCCGUUUGUUGAUUUCGUUACAAAGUAUUCCUGGAAAUCACAGUUCCUUGAAUAUGAAACUAAGGAGACCACGUGAGUAAACUAUGCGAACAGAUAAGUUUAUCCAAGCUUAUCUUACAUUAAAAAAUUUUUCAGCAUUUUUCAAGCUGUUUUUCUCUCAUAGACCACUUUCUGGAAAUAUAAAUAGGCGUACUUAAAAAAAAAGAAAAGCUGUGUGCAUUAGUGAGUUUGGAAAUCAGUGGAUUAAGCAAAGAGUUAAGGAAAAAAAGCUUCACCCCCCCUCCCCUCCCCCCGCAUUUUAAGCCACAGAACUUCUCAGAGCCUUUGAAAUGCCACUACACUCAUGAAUCGUUGUUGUUGGGUGCCUUUCGAGUUGAUUUCAACUCAUAGCAAUCCCAUGGGACAGAGUAGACCUGCUUCAGAGGGUUUUCUAGGCUGUAAUCUUUAUGGAAGUAGAUUGCUAGGUCUUUCUCUUAGGGAGCUGCUAGUUGUGUUCGAAUCGCCAACCUUUAGCAGUUGAGCACUUAACCUGUUGCACCACCAAGACUCCUUCAUGAAUCUUUAAAGGAGGGUAUGUUGUUGUUGUAGUUAGGUGUCACUGAGUUGGUUCUGACUCAUAGGAACCCUAUGUACAACAGAACAAAAACACUACUUAGUCAUGCGCCAUCCUCAAAAUCAUUGCUAUGUUUGAGCCUGUUGUUGCAGCCACUGUGUCAGACCAUCUCCUUGAGGGUCUUCCUUUUUUUCCCUGAUCCUCUACCUUACCAAGCAUGAUGUCCUUCUCCAGGGACUGGUCCCUCCUGAUAACACGUCCAAAGUCCAUGAAACGAAGUCUCGCCAUCCUUGCUUCCAAGGAGCAUUCUGGUUGUACUUCUUCCAAGACAGAUUUGUUCCUUCUUCUGGCAGUCAAUGGUACACUCAAUAUUCUUCAUGAACACCAUAAUUUAAAGGGAUCAGUUCUUCUUUGGUCUUCCUUAUUCAUAGUCCACCUUUUGCAUGCAUAUGAGGCAAUUGAAAAUACCGUGGCUUGGGUCAGGCACAUCAUAGUCCCCAAGGUGACAUCUUUGCUUUUUAACACUGUAAGGAAGUCUUUUGUAGCAGAUUUGCCCAAUGAAAUAUGUCAUUUGAUUUCUUGACUGCUGCUUCCAUGGCCUGCUUCCAUGGACGUGAAAUGAAAUCCUUGACAACUUCAAUAUUUUUUCCAUUUAUCACGAUGUUGCUUGUUGGUCCAGUUGUGAGGAUUUUUGUUUUAUGUUAAGGUGUAAUCCAUACUGAAGACUGUAGUACUUGAUCUUCAUAAGUAAAUGCUUCAAGUCCUCAUUGUGUCAUCUGCAUAUCACAAGUUGUUAGUCUUCCUCCAAUCCUGAUGCUGUUUUUGUCAUAUAGUCCAGCAUAAAAAAAAAAAAAACCAAACCCAGUGCCG
This is a messenger RNA of Loxodonta africana (African savanna elephant), 6496 nucleotides long. RefSeq names its product prolyl endopeptidase (gene PREP). NCBI's taxonomy places the organism in Eukaryota, Metazoa, Chordata, Mammalia, Proboscidea, Elephantidae. The coding region runs from base 2348 to 4282 and encodes 644 amino acids. The transcript has 15 exons. Gene Ontology annotation, biological process: proteolysis. Gene Ontology annotation, cellular component: cytosol. The record is from RefSeq and is a predicted model, not a curated record. Gene Ontology annotation, molecular function: serine-type endopeptidase activity; oligopeptidase activity.